Molecule: messenger RNA, 1478 nt
Organism: Populus euphratica (Euphrates poplar)
Lineage: Eukaryota; Viridiplantae; Streptophyta; Magnoliopsida; Malpighiales; Salicaceae
Product: UNC93-like protein 1
Exons: 3
Source: RefSeq, a predicted model, not a curated record
CUCUUUCAAAUACCAGGAAACAAACAAUCAACACAAUCCUGACCUGACAUGGGUUUCGAAGGUGAUGACACCCAAGUGUCAACCAAAGCAAGAUUCAGGUACAACUCACCAUUGGUCCAAGUCACACCCAUAGGACUUGUCUGUUUCUGUUGUCCAGGUAUGUUCAAUGCCCUCGCUGGUUUGGGAGGUGGUGGGCAGGAGAAUCCCACUGCUGCCAACAAUGCCAACACCGCCCUUUACACCACCUUUGCCAUCUUUGGCAUUCUUGGUGGUGGAAUUUACAACAUUCUUAGUCCUCGCUUGACCUUAGCUUCAGGCUGCAGCACUUACGUGUUGUAUGCAGGUUCUUUUCUUGAUUAUAAUCACCAACAGCACCAAGCUUUUGCUAUUGUUUCCGGUGCCGUUCUUGGCAUUGGUGCUGGCUUCUUAUGGGCUGGAGAAGGGGCGAUCGUGACCUCUUAUCCUCCCCAACAUCGGAAGGGGACUUAUAUUUCUCUGUUUUGGAGCAUUUUCAACAUGGGAGGUGUUAUUGGUGGGCUGAUUCCUUUCAUUCUUAACUACAAUCGGAGUGAGGCUGCUUCUGUUAAUGAUGGGACUUAUAUUGGAUUCAUGUGUUUUAUGACGGCAGGGACUCUGCUGUCAUUAGCCAUCUUGCCGCCGAGCAAAGUGGUUCGCGAUGAUGGCACACGCUGCACAAACAUUAAGUACUUCAAAUUUUCUACUUAGGUUGUGGAGAUUGGUUAGUUGUUCUUCAAUUGGAAGGUGCUUUUUAUUGCUCCUGCUGCCUGGGCCAGCAACUUUGUACACAUUUACCAGUUCAAUAAUGUGAAUGGAGCACUCUUUAAUUUGAGGACAAGGGGAUUGAACAAUGUGUUCUAUUGGGGGCCCCAGAUGGUGGGUUCUAUUGUGAUUGGAUACAUAUUGGAUUUCAGCUUCAAGAGUAGGAGGAAGAGGGGAUUUGUUGGGAUUGGAAUUGUUGCUGCGCUCGGGACUGCUAUCUGGGCAGGUGGACUUGCGAAGCAGGUAGGAUAUAGCCGCAAUGACCUACCUCCCAAGUUGGAUUUCAAGGACUCAGGUUCCGAUUUCGCAGGGCCUUUCAUUUUGUAUUUCAGUUAUGGGUACUGGGUGAUUGGGGCCUUGGCUGAUGACUCUGAGAUUCUUAGGAGAUAUGUAGUAUUUUACAAGGGAGUGCAGAGUGCAGGGGCUGCAGUUGCUUGGCAAGUGGAUGCACGCAAAGUUCCAUUACUUACCCAGUUGAUUGUGAAUUGGUCCUUCACAACAGUGAGUAAUCCAUUGCUUGCGAUCCUAGCCAUGCUUGUGAUCAAGGACGACCAGAAGGGUGAGGAGCCAUCAAUCAACCCUGCAUCUAUGGAUAACAAUAGCAAGCCAGUAUAAUCCAAAAUAUUAUGUCUUUUGCAGUAUGUCUUAGUUGCCCUUUUCUCCGAUCAUUAAAGUUAAUCUAUUGUAAUUGGUAUUUC